GGGUGUCGGACUCUGUAAUACGAUGUCACCAGAGCCAUAGCACAGUUAGUAUGCCUCAAUUCGACGAAAGCAUCAUCAAUGCGGUGCUGUGCAAUGAAACCAACCCCGUUAUCCAUCUGCUAGAAAAUGGAUUCAAUGUGAAUGAAACGGAUGAUUGGGGGUACAGUCUCUUGCACUAUGCGGCCAGCAAGGGGCACCAAGAGAUGUGUCUCAUACUGCUGCAGAGGGGUGCAGAUAUCCGCUUAGUCGACCAGGACAGCCGCACACCAAGAUCGGCGGCUCUAGAGAAUGGGGAAAAUCAAAUUGUAGAUCUAAUUGACACCUGGAUUGCUCUCAAAGCCCAGGGUGCGGCCUGCCUAGAUAUCAAAUCUAAUGCCAGGGAAACCAACCCCAGUUUGCCUUCCACCGUUGUUCCAGCACCCAAACGGGCCGCCAAGGAACCGCGGCAAGACCACGACGCUGAUUUGGCAAUGGACGAGGCCGGCGGUGAACCCAUUUCAAAUAGCACAUCGUCGAACAAGCGCAAGUCACCAAGUCGACAACACUUCUGCUACAUGUGCGGCACAACCAUGAUGCCAAAUGUUUUGCAGGCGUUCUGCCACUCGUGUGGUGUGAAGGUUAACGUGUAAUUACCGCAGUCGAUCGUGCUGACGAGUGCCUCGCUAGCGUGCUUUCACUACUCGAUUUGGGAAUCUGAGAAAUGUUACACCAAUGGGCCCGAUGUGAGUAUGAAUCGCGGAAGUUGUCCCCCAUUUGCGACGUAAAAACAAUGCGCAUCACUCCGGAUAACAAUGCCGGCGAGAUUAUGUUACAGGUUUGUCAUGUGUGCGGGAUGAACAUCACAGAAGCAGUCUCACUCAACACACAACCCUGGCGGUGGAUAUGUCACUGGCAUUCUCAUCUGGUUGCAGCGUGAAGGUUCAAGAAUAGUACAGUUAUGAUGGCCCGUAAUGUCAGAUAUUUUGAAGCGUUCUGCCAUGCGUACGAAAUAGAUAUCAAUAUAAUGCACGACUUAGGAUCAGAAACCUAUCGUACCUGCAGCGCAAGUAUCAUACCAAACCUUUACUAGUCUGAACGGCAGUAGCGUACUGAUACCUUUCACAAGAACAAGGGAACAAGAGUGAGCAUGUGAUAUCCUUGAAUAUGCUCUGCGCGCAAUAUGAAAAAGCGUGUAUCGCUCGAAGUCUCGAGUAUGACACAGGUAAUAAACUUCAAAGCCCUUUCCCAGCUAUACUGUAGAAGAUUCUCGUUGCGUCCUAAAGCGUCCUGAAAGCCGAGUAGUCACAAAUGUGAUGUGCUCGGCAGCUAAACAUGAAACUGCGCCCGUAAUCAGCCAUUUCCCGCUGCUGUCCCAUUCACCACUGGCGCUUGCAUAUCCCCUUGAUGUGCAUUUCUUCCUGACGCCUUACUCCCACUCGGAUUAUUUUGGUGGUUGCUAUUGUCUCGCGGGGGCUUGUGUUUGUUCCGAUUGGCAGAGCUGGGCUUAUUCCUGGGCCUGCCCGUUCCCGCCGUCGUAGUGUUGUCACCCGAAAUUUUCCUACGUGAUUCACCACCAACCUUCUGAUCAUUCGGACCAUUUGCCCCGCUCGCCGCGUGUGGUUUCUUUCUAUGGGUCCUCUUAGGCUUGCUACCGCUCUGUUCCUUUCGUAGCUCUUCCUUAUUCGUCCCUUCUUUUCUUUGAUUUACCCGUUCGUGGUGUAUGUUCGAUCCCUCCACCCGUUUAUAUGGUCCCUCGCCCCUUUCCCUCGUCCCAUCAGCUCUCUUGUUACCCCCACCUUCAUUCCCUUUCCGCUGUUGUCCACUUCGCCGUCCAUUAGAGGUUUCGGUUUG
Sphaeroforma arctica JP610 is the source of this 1830-nucleotide messenger RNA. RefSeq lists its product as hypothetical. The coding region runs from base 51 to 629 and encodes 192 amino acids. NCBI's taxonomy places the organism in Eukaryota, Ichthyosporea, Ichthyophonida. Gene Ontology annotation, molecular function: protein binding. The transcript has 5 exons. The record is from RefSeq and is a predicted model, not a curated record.